AUGUUUACGAACUUUAAAGAUCAAUUUGCAAUUAACACGUAUCGUGUUGACAUAUCAACCUCCUCUUUACACGAAUUUGAACCAUGGGAAAAUUUAUUGUUUCAUUUAUUGGUUGCCCUAAGUCUUGCCUUAAUCGUCUAUGCUGCUUGCGAGCCAUACGUCGCAGGUGAUAUCUCUUCAACUCUUGGUCAAUCACAUUUAUCCGCAAAAUCUUCAAGUACAAGUACGUUAAAUUUGCCAAGUUCAAUAUCUUCAAAUCCUAUAAGUCCAACAAGUGCGUCAAAUCCUACAAAUUCGACAAAUUCGACAAAUUCAACAAAUCCAAUAAACUCUUCAAAUUCAAAUUUUACUGUACCAUCUGUAAUUGUUCAAUAUAAUACGGUCGAUGUACCUUCAAAUAAUGGGACAUGGUCUAUUUGUUCAAGUAACGCUACGAAAUAUAUCAGUUACAGUGUAAAAGUUGUCGACAACAGUUUUCCAAUAACCCCUGGAUAUGGGAACUCAACGUCUGGCCUUUCAUCCCCUCUCGUUACUGCACCUGUUGUUGGUAUAAUUGCUCAAAUCCGAUACGCAAAUUCACUCAAAUUCAUUCCUUCAUUAUCUUGCUAUCAACAAUUUGUUAUUUCCUGUGAUCAAGAUACUGGGAAUAUACCGAUUCAAGAUAAUGAAAAUUAUUGUUUGGAUAUAAUAAACUCUACUCCUAAUUCACAAAGAGUCAACGUUACUAUAUCUUUUACACAAAGUUCUGUCUUUGAAGGUGGUGGUUUUACUAGUGCUAAUCAACCUGGUGGAAAUAUUGAACCUUCAGCUUCAACAAGUCUGGCAAAUAUUCCAAUGUCAUACAUAUGGGUUGAAUGGUGCGUUUGCACAAUGGUGUUAGUAAUGUUGUUAAUGUAA
Cetraspora pellucida is the source of this 897-nucleotide messenger RNA. NCBI's taxonomy places the organism in Eukaryota, Fungi, Glomeromycota, Glomeromycetes, Diversisporales, Gigasporaceae. The record is from the annotation of a GenBank genome assembly.